Molecule: messenger RNA, 2966 nt
Organism: Numida meleagris (helmeted guineafowl)
Lineage: Eukaryota; Metazoa; Chordata; Aves; Galliformes; Numididae
Gene: FAM110A
Product: family with sequence similarity 110 member A
Exons: 2
Coding region: 1284-2270 (328 amino acids)
Source: RefSeq, a predicted model, not a curated record
UCCUGGGGGGUCCUGGAAGCUGCACGUGCAGGGAGCCAGCCCCGAGCACCCGUGGGAGGUGAGCACAGAGCCAGCCCCGGCGCCCAUCCACCCCAGGGCUGCGGGACGGGUGCUGAACCGGGUGCUCAGGGCGUGCUCCUGCAUUGGGCUGCCCUCCCCAAAACCAUCCCGGGGUGCUCCCGGGGAGGGCGAGGCUGCAACGCCCUGCUGAGUGCAGGCAGCUGGCAUGUCCGGGCAGCUCUAGCCGCCUGCCUGCAGCCUGCACCGAUCCCCUGCCAUGGGGGUACACAGCCUGGCCACCCUCAGCGGGCAGAUGCCCACGGCUCUGUGUCACCAGGCAGCAUUUUUCCAUCUGAAGCCAUCAUGUAGGUGCACCUUCCUCUGGAAGCAUCACACGAGUGCAGGGCGGCUCCGAGUUGGGGCCGGUUGUUUUCCCAGCUUCACCCAGCCCCCCCACCAGCUCCUUGUCUCGCUUCCAAGAACAGUUUGAAAAAUGCGCUGCUAUCCCUGAGCUCUGACUGUGUGUGCUGUGUUUGCCCCUGUCCUGGGAGCUGGGCUGUGUGCAGGCAGCAGCCUCACUCGGUGACUUUGCUCUGCUCCGUCACCUCACCCUGUGCCAUUGGUUGGGCCGCUUUGUUUUAAGCACAGGAGCGUUUUGGGCUUUGGGACUGCGGGAUGCUUGGGUCUGACGGUGACAUGGGGCUGGUGGGUGUGCAAGGGACCUGUCCCCUUGGGAAGGCUUUGGGGAGGCUCUGCUCCCUGUCCUGCUGAGGGCAGGGGAUGGCCAAGGGUGUUCUGGCAGUGCACAGUGCUCCAGUUGUGCCACCACAGCAGUGCUUUUCCAUCCCUGCUGACCGAACUGUGGGUACAUCCACGCUGCCCGACCGGCACUGCCGGCUGAGCUCAGACCCGCACCAGGACGUCACCUGCCAUGGCCACGCAGCCACAAUUAAAGCGCAGCCUGGCGUGGAGGAAUGCCCUGUGCCUCUGCGCACACGCUGGCAAGGAGAGGUGUUUUCGAUCCCAUCUGAGUGCUGGGCUGCCUCGGAGGGCGUCUUCACCCAGCGGUGACUCAGACGGAGCCGCAAGCCGCCCUGCUCAGACCUGCUCCAGCACCCUGCAGCUGCUGCACUGCAGGGAGCAGGGGAGGCAGAGGGCACGGGGCCACCGGGACGCUCCGGGACGAGCACCGGGAGCAGCGACACAGCAGCUGUGCUGGGCCAGGGAGGCUCCUGCAGCACAGGGCAGAGCCUGCGGCGCGUGGCCCCGCUGCCGCCCGCACGAUGCCGGUCGAGACGCUGCACGCCGGCGAUGCCAUGAAGGGGGUGGCGGCGAUGACCCCCUUCACCUCGGCCAUGCCCAUCCGCAUCCUCAACAAGGGACCCGAGUAUUUCCGACGGCGAACUGAGCCGGCUGCACGGAAACCCAGCGCCGUGGAGAGGUUGGAGGCCGACAAGGCCAAGUACGUGAAGAGCCAGCAGGUCGCCAGCACCCGGCAGGAGCCGGUGAAGCCGCCGCUGCUCAAGCAGCCGCUCUUGGUGCCGAGCGCGCGCCGCGCCAUGCUCACCCCCAGCCGCAAGACGACGCCGGGACCGCGCUCAGCCGGCAGGGCCAAGACCUCGCUCAACCUGGAGAUCCUCAACCACCUCAUCAACGGCUGCGACAGCCCCAAAGCCGAGAGCCCGCGAGGCGGGGAGCGGCACGGCGCAGCGGAGGUGCUGAGCGCCGGGGGGGUCGGCAAAGCGCCGGGGAGCCCCGCUGCUCCCAAACCCCCCGGGAGCGUGGCGGUGCGCAGGGUGGACGUGCGGCCCUGCGGGGCUCUGCCUCCCGCUGUGCAGGGGAUACGGGUGCCGUCGUCGCCUUCCCCGUGCAGACCGCCCGCGGCGCCGGCUCUGAGCUCACCCAACCGCCCCGAGAGCGCCCGCCGGCAAACCCUGCUGCACCGCUCCAAGUCGGACCUGAGCGACCGCUUCUCGCGGGCCACCGCCGACCUGGAGCGCUUCUUCAACUACUGCGGCCUCGACCCCGAGGAGGUGCGGGACAUGGGGACCGAGCACUUUGCCCGCGCCAGCUCCGACAUCGUGUCCGUCAAGUUUCACAGCGUUAGCACGGCCAGCUCGGAGGGCGGGCGCUCCCCUCGCAGCGCGGCCACGCCGGAGGGCCGCCCGGCCGAGCGCAUGCCUUACGGCAUCUCGGUGGUGGAGCGCAACGCCCGCGUCAUCAAGUGGCUGUACGGGCUGCGCCAGGCCCAGCAGGUCUCCAACGUGUAGCCAGUCUGCUCGGCUGCGCGCAGUGCUGAUGCCGGCUGGGGAGGAAGCACUGUCCCAUGCCUCCCAGGAGGGCAGCGGGGCCACCCCGGACCCCUGAACUGAGCCCUCCGUGCCUCGCUCCCCAUCCCUCUGUGCUGCAGCUGCAGAGCGUGGAUGCCGUGCGUCCUCCUGGGGAGCGCUUGUCUUCCUGAUGGACUCAGCUCUGCAGGACCCCCACCAGCACCCUGGUACCUCUGAGCCCGUGGAGUGCGGGUGACGCAGUGGCGUGCUGCUGCCCAGGCUGCAGGUGCACGGUACCUUCCUUCAGGGUCCCAGCUCGGGGGUCUGCGUUGGCACUGGAGUCCCCUCUUAGUGGCCAGGGGGUGAGGUGCUUUGCCCCUGCAGUUUCAGCGGUGGGAACAGAAUCCUGGUGGUCCCCAUUGGAGCACUGAGUGUCCUGGAGGGUUUGGGUGCUCUGCGGUGAGGCCAAACCCAAGCUCCCCUUGGAGAAGCCUGAGUCUGUGUAUGUGUGUGUGCGUGUGUUUGUAUCUCUCUUUUUGUAUGCCAGUGAGAAAGCCCUGGGCACGAUGUGCCCUAUUAUUUAUGAAGAAGGUUCUAUCAGUAUCUUCCUAUUGUUUUUCCUGACGUGUCAUCUGUAAAAAAAAAAAAAAAAGUGACAGUAAUGCAGUCAGUUUUAUUAAAUUUCAGUGCUUUGGA